Messenger RNA from Staurois parvus, 1032 nucleotides. The record is from the annotation of a GenBank genome assembly. NCBI's taxonomy places the organism in Eukaryota, Metazoa, Chordata, Amphibia, Anura, Ranidae.
AUGAAUGUUUUCAUGGCUUGCAGUUCCUUUAUAUUCUUUCUUGUGUGCUUCCCUCUGCACUCCUCUAUCAGUGGAAGUGGGCAGGGCGGGUAUUCUUGGCUUGCUGAAGUUACAAGUCACGAGGUUCUAUUCCUGAUCGGUGGAGAGGUGUGGAUGAGGGAACGCUCAGAUGUCACACACAGUCCAGGCGGGCGGAGGGUGACACGAGGUGUGUCUAAGGGUGCAUGCGUGGAUGAGGGAGGUGACAGGCCCGGCCCCUCCCCCUCCUCUACUUCCUCAUUCCCAGGACUCGGCUCUGACAGUCUCCUCCAUCGUCGCCUUGUACUCGAUCGCUGCAGCCCGUCCGCACCGAUCACCAUGUCCAAGCCGCCUCCCAAACCAGUAAAGCCAGGACAAGUCAAAGUGUUCCGGGCUCUGUAUGCAUUUGAACCAAGAACGCCUGAUGAACUCUAUUUCGAAGAAGGGGAUGUUCUGUACAUUGCAGACAUGAGUGAUACAAAUUGGUGGAAAGGUACUUGUAAAGGAAAAACAGGACUCAUACCAAGCAAUUAUGUUGCUGAACAAGCCGAGUCAAUUGAUAAUCCACUGCAUGAAGCUUCUAAACGGGGUAACCUGAGUUGGUUGAGAGAGUGUCUAGAAAACAGAGUUGGCGUUAAUGGGUUAGAUAAAGCUGGAAGCACUGCUCUAUACUGGGCAUGCCACGGAGGACAUAAAGAUGUUGUGGAGGCCUUACUUGCACAGUCUAAUAUUGAGCUAAACCAGCAGAAUAAGCUUGGAGACACUGCUCUGCAUGCUGCCGCAUGGAAGGGAUACGCUGAUAUUGUAGAGUUGCUCCUCUUGAAAGGAGCAAGAACAGACUUAAGGAAUAAUGAGAAAAAGCUGGCUUUGGAUAUGGCUACGAAUGCUCAGUGUGCUUCCCUUCUUAAAAAGAGACAGGCACAAGGUAACACAUGUCUACUUAAUUUUAAUGUAGGCGUAUAUUUAAAUAAUGGCAUAAGGUAUUUUAGUAUGUCUGCCUUCCUCAGUUUCUGA